Messenger RNA from Platichthys flesus (European flounder), 2439 nucleotides. It is a transcript of the gene mmp23bb, whose product is annotated as matrix metallopeptidase 23bb. The coding region runs from base 774 to 1817 and encodes 347 amino acids. Gene Ontology annotation, cellular component: extracellular matrix. The transcript has 8 exons. Gene Ontology annotation, biological process: proteolysis; collagen catabolic process; extracellular matrix organization. Gene Ontology annotation, molecular function: metalloendopeptidase activity; zinc ion binding. Lineage: Eukaryota; Metazoa; Chordata; Actinopteri; Pleuronectiformes; Pleuronectidae. The record is from RefSeq and is a predicted model, not a curated record.
AGUUUUUAUUAUUUAAAACUUUCUUCUGUGUUUUUUAGAUUGGACAGAAAUCUCUUGUGUUGAAUGGCUGAGACUUCAGGUCCAGAAAACUGGUCUAAUCCAGACCAGAUGUGUAGAACCUCAGGAAUGUGUUAACGAACAAAGAGGAACCAGUGGAACCGGUUCGGUCUGCUCUCGUGUUGACUCCUCAGGGUUCUCAUGCAUGUUUGGACAGAUGUUCUGAGAGGAGACAAGACAAACAUCUGGACGGCUGAUGCUGGGAAAACACCUCAGGGUGGCCCUACCUGUGGCAACACACCCUGAGGGGCCCCUGGGCCCCGGGCCCCUCAGGGAUACAAGCAGAAGCAGGUCUGAAAGUUUGUGAAUCUUCAGCGGAGACACUGAUCCAGAACCUAAACCAGAAUCAAUCUGAAUCAAGCUCAACCUGACCCUGGUUCCGUCUGAACCUGGAUCUGAACAUAUCUGAAGUGAAAGGGUUAAACUGUGUGUAAACACACGCACACACACACCUGACCCCGCCCCUCCGGAACAGAGACACUCCGGGAAGUUUCUUCAGUUCAGUUCGGAGCCGAACUCUGGGACCGGGUCCCGACUGCGAUCCACCCGAGUCAUCUGGUCCUGACUCAGAGGGCAGAGGACACACUGACCCGGGACGGUUCGGGUCUUUUUUACUUUUUUCUCUCGCUCGGAUCCGGCGCGCGGAAGUUUUACGCGUCUCCAGGUCGGUUCCUUUGGACCAUGAAUCCUGUGUAGGUUCUGAUCCAGUUCUCAUCAUGGACCCGGUUCAGCUGCUGCUGAUGUUGAUGAUGAUGAUGAUGAAGAUGUGCUGCAGCAGAUCCACGGAGCUGAGAAACAAACGUUACGCUGUGAAUCCUCUGGGACACAAGUGGACUCACUACAACAUCACCUACAGAAUCAUCAAGUUUCCGAACACUCUGAACGUGGACGACACUAAGAAGGCCAUCAGCAUCGCCUUCACCAAGUGGAGCGACGUGUCUCCUCUGACCUUCUCAGACGUUACUGAAGGCAACGCCACGGCCGACAUCACCAUCGGUUUCUACACCUUCAACCACACCGACUGCUGGUGGGCUCCUCUACACCCCUGCUUCGACGGCCUGAACGGAGAGCUGGCUCACGCUUUCCUGCCGCCGCGAGGAGAGAUCCACUUUGACAACCACGAGUUCUGGAUCCUCGGCAAGUCCAGAUUCAGCUGGAAGCAAGGUGUGUGGCUGAACGACCUGGUUCAGGUGGCGGCUCAUGAGAUCGGCCACGCUCUCGGCCUGUGGCACUCCAGAGACCCUCAGGCGCUGAUGCAUCCCAACGCCACCUACACCGGGCAGAGGAACAUCGCUCAGGACGACGUGUGGGGCAUCCAGAGACUCUAUGGUUGUCUGGAUAAGAAGCGAGUCUGUGAUCCGUGGGCUCGACUGGGCUUCUGUGAGCGGAGGAAGACCUUUAUGAAGAAGAACUGUCCUCAGCGCUGUGACCUCUGCUAUGAGCCUCUGGAAGCAGUUACCACACCGACUCCUUCUCCAUCCAACUUCAAGAUCAAGAUGGUUCCCAGAGGGAAGGUGGUGGGCUUCCGCUGUGGAACCAAAAACUCUCGCUCUCCGCCCAAAGUCAGCUGGUUUAAAGACGGAGAACAGAUCCUCGCCUCCGUCCCCGGCUACAUCUUCUUGAAGGGCCGAGACCUUCGUAUUAUAGCCAAUGAGUUCAACGAGGGGGUCUACACCUGUCGCAUCCAUCGACGCGGGGAAAUCGUAUCUGCCAACUCCUGGGCCAUCCGACUAAAACCAGAGCAGCCUUCUAACAGCUGAGGAAACAACAUGAUGAGCCAGGUUUAUAUUUGAGGAUCGACUCACUACGAUUGGAUUUGACAGAAAGUCCCAAAAAGGUUUUUCACUCUGCAAACCAACAGAACGAGGUUCAGUUUGAUCCAGACCCAGAACUCCUGUUCUGCUCUGAGGAACCUUCACACCUGAUGUUCAGACUGAACUGAAGAGUCCGGAGCUCUGAACCAAACCAGGUGUGAGAGAGAGAAACCUGAGGCUCCAACAUUGAGUCGAUAAAUAGAUUUAUAAAUAUGGACAGGUCUCCAUUUCCUCCUUCUCCCUCAGAUAUGGGCGCCGCCAUCUUGAUCUGGUGACAUCAGAACAUUUGAUCGAAUGAAUUUAAUCAUGUCGUAGUUUUUGUUAGCCCCCCCCCCCCCCCCAGUAAUGUAUAUGACAUGUUUGUAGUAUAAGUCAUACAGCCCUGACGUCUUAUUGAAUCUUUUAUUUUUCAGUUGCUCACAUUGUUGUGGCGUCUCUCUUCUUCUUCACUGAUGUUCUAAAAAACAUAGUCCUGUGUGACACUGAUUUACCCAUAAUGCACUACUGAGUUUAUUGCAGAGGAACAUGAUGCCAUGAAUUCAAAUAAAUUCAGUUUCUAACAUUUUGA